CUCAUGAUUCUGCUCUUUUGGCCGUGAAUGAGGGGUUGAAGGCCUUCAGAAGUCAUGGCCCUCGAAAAACGCGAAUCCGACGAGGAACAGCAGGCAUUCCUCCCCUCGUCUCGACCUAGCGAAGAUGUGUCGACUGCUUCCGGCGACCAUCGCAGUCCUCGAAGGCGCGCGACGCGGUAUCUGCGGGUGCUUCUCGAGAUCGCCAUGGCCUCAACAAUAGUGUUCCUGCUGUUCUUCCGGCCGUCUUCAACGAGAGAGACCCUGAGAAGAACGCCGGUACCCCAGCUUCCGCGGAAGAUAUACACAUUCCACAAUGAUCCCAAAUACGCACGAGAAGAUAUGUUCUUCAACGAAUCUACUACCCUCCAUACCCUCCAUAAUUGGAUUCCAUUCAGCUCAGCAAGCCGCGGAUACGUCGUGAUAGACGAUGCGAGCCCUUACGACUUGCCAGAGCCGUACACAGUUGCUAUCGACCGUGCAAACGAUGGACCAGGAUAUAUGAUGUCCGUCUUCCACCAGCUGCACUGUCUGUCCUACCUUGCCGAACACUUCCAGCAAGGUUAUGGUGGAAUCGAGUUGGAUGACGAAGUAGCCCACCACUCGGCGCACUGCUUCAACUACCUUCGCCAGGGCAUUAUGUGUGCAGCCGACACUACCCUGGAAGGCAAGACAGAUGCUGGGCCGGGCGAAGGCUCAGAACACGAAUGUACGGACUACGAUGCGCUACUCGAGUGGGCGAACGCGCACGCGGCGUAUAGGUGGCGAGAAGGGCUCCUUCCGGGCGAUUCGAUACUUUGAGCUUACAAGCUUGUGGUUGUAUGCCAAUGAAAACACUGUGCAAAGAUCUAAGCCGCUGGGUGGACAUUCUCAAGACGAGGAGAGCGUACUGAAGCUAAAAGGUGACUACAUCUUGCAGCUCUUGUCAGUACAACACAUCAAACGGUAUUAGGGACAUCACCCAUAGGUGCAAAGCCAGGAAACUGCGCGUUCGCGGAUUUGACGAAUUCCCUUUGGCCUGCUUCGAAAGCACUACACGAGGGAUGCAUGUCUCG
Molecule: messenger RNA, 1052 nt
Organism: Trematosphaeria pertusa
Lineage: Eukaryota; Fungi; Ascomycota; Dothideomycetes; Pleosporales; Trematosphaeriaceae
Exons: 3
Coding region: 55-798 (247 amino acids)
Biological process (GO): mycotoxin biosynthetic process
Source: RefSeq, a predicted model, not a curated record